Messenger RNA from Daldinia caldariorum, 2952 nucleotides. RefSeq lists its product as uncharacterized. The record is from RefSeq and is a predicted model, not a curated record. Lineage: Eukaryota; Fungi; Ascomycota; Sordariomycetes; Xylariales; Hypoxylaceae. The transcript is spliced from 2 exons. The coding region runs from base 1 to 2952 and encodes 983 amino acids.
AUGGACCCUUCUAAUAAUCCCCGCGGAAGAGGCAGGAAAGGCUCUACUUUCCCUACUUCAUUUCCUAUUACUUCGUCACCUCAGAAUCCACCUGACCAAUCUACUGAGCAACAACCUUCCUCAUCCGCGGACUACCCUCUUCAUUUUACCUUCGAGACGCCAAGCCCAUCCGCUUCUAGAGAAAAGCGAAUGCGAGCUCGCAAUCUCGACAGUACCGGCACUAUGCCCGAAGAUUCCGCCAGCAAAGGAGGGCGCUCCUUGAGAAAACGCCCUCGUGUAGAUUACACCUUUGACCAGCUUGAGGACCUUGAGAGCUACGGUGCAAAAUCUACCCCUAGCGCUAUUCGCACAUUAAAGAGACGGAAAACCGACUCUACUUCUAACGAGAAUGAGGCAAAUGAGGAUCUUGACGUUCGCACUAGCAGACGAGCUUCUGAGCAACCUCAGCCAUCAUCAUCUCGCAAACGUAACACUAGAAAGUCCACCGCAGAGCCCCAGGCUUAUGUACCAGAACAGCAUGUGGACGAUGCCGAAGUGCGAGACACCAUUGAAGUUGGUGGACGCCGAAGUGGAGACUCGGAUGAGUCAAUGCCACAAGAAUCUCAACCCAAAGUUGCGACUGGGAACGAAGUUGAACCCCAAGAGCAACAGGGCGAAGCAGAAGAGGACAUCUCCGACACAGAUGGCGACAAUUUCGAACCCGACUUAUUAGACUAUCUUACGCCAUACAUUGAUGGUUCCUUCGUUUUCUACCCGGAUUACCAGGAUGAUGAAGUUGAGCUACCGGGAACUGAGGCAGAACCGGAGGUUGACGCCGAAGUUGAUCUGAACGCUGAAGCUGAAGCGAACUCUGGUGUUGAAGUCAAUCAUGAGGCAGAUCCCGAGGCCGGCCUAGAACCAGAAGAUGGCGCAGAAGUACUACCUGCUGAAGAAGACGCAGCUGUCGAAGACACUCCGGCUGAAACUGUAGCAAAUUCACCUACCACCGAAUUAGAGGCACCCGGCACACAAUCGGUAGAUAUGAAGCAAUUUCGCUUCAAAAAGACCAGGGACGCAUCCGAGUUCACUGAUCUAUUUAAGGACAUCAAGUCAUUAACCCCCAAGGAGCUUUACCGAAGAGUCGAAGCUGCAAACAAGGCUCUCGUGGCCUGGCAGGAAGAGUACAACGAAUUACGAAAGUUCACAGAUGAUUUUGACAAUUCGGUUCGCUACCAGAAAGAAGAGGACGCGUUCAAUCGUCGCUUCAAGGCCACUGUCGCCAGAGAUCCUAAUGCAAACCCCAUCCAGAAAGAUUUCGUCAUCAAGGGUAUUAGAGCCAAAGAGACAGUAGAUCCGGAAAUUGCCUAUACCAGGCAACAAGAUAGAAUUAUGGCCAACAUCUACGGGUUCGAAUAUGAUCCCAGGGCAGACAAAGUGGGCAGACAGGACCCCAUUGCGCAACGAACUGGCUUAAGUCGUCACGGACGUCUUCGUGAGAGACCCAAGCAGACCGCAAAGGCGGCUGAGGCUGAAGAUCCCAACAUCUUGCCAGGGAAGCGAACAAGGAAGCCACCGGAGAGGUUUACUGAAGGUGAAGCCGCUAGUAGAGGCGCUACCCCAGUUCCAACUCAACGUCGAGGACGCCGUGGCGCACAAGCACAAGAGAACGGCGAUGAAUAUCACAAUCAACAGAAUCAAUCCCAGCCUCAACCUCUGAGCCAGACUGCCAGCGUACCAAAUGUAGCUCCCGAAUCAGAAGAACAAGAACAGCCUAAGAAAAGAGGAAAAGGUGGCAGACCUCGAAAACCCUUCCUUGUGGUGCCGGAAUCUCAGUCUGCGCCAACUCCAGGGCCAGAACAGGACGAGGUCAAUUCCGAGUUGGAGCCGACUACCAACCUACGUCCCAAGGUGCAAAUGAAGACCGCGGCCAAGUCCCAACCUAAAUCUGGACCUAAGGCCAAGCCUGCUACAGAGCCCACAGCACAGCUCAGUAUAGAGCCUCAGCCUGAGCCGGUGCUUUCGCUCAAUAGAGAGGCAGAGGAAGUGGGUGCAGAGGAAGAACAGCCCCGCAAACGCAAGCGCAAGGCUCCUGCAAAUACUACGGCGGUUGCAGAAGAGGAGGAAGAGAGCAAUUUGCAGAAUGGUGCAGAGCCUCUAACGCCCUCAAAACCAGCGCGUCGGACGAACUCCCGAAAAUCCGACAUUCCAUCAGGGUCCUUCAAGAUUGCAACUCCUAGAACAGUCGCCUCUACGAAUCAUUAUGCCGAAGAACCUCGCCCCCUGACUGCAUCGUCAACUGCGACAGCUGAGACAGUAGCAUCUACAAGUAACUACCAGCUCCGCGAGAAACGACAAAGAAAGUUCACCAACAACAUCAAUGAGGAGGAUUCCAUCGAGGAGCCUAAACCCAAGCGCACUAAACGCGCUCCAAAGAAAAUACAGACCAAAGUUGAGGAUCUGACACCAGCUCCAGAGCCGGAGCCGGCUCCAGCACCACAAAUCGAGCUGAAGUCUCCUGCACCUAAACCACCCACCAAGAUUAAAUUCAAGGUAAAGAACCAGCAUCCAGCCUUUCCGCCUGCUCUUAGCACACCACCGCUGGUACCUUCAAAUCCCCCGCCGACUCACACCAAUUACAACAAUAAUAUCAACGGGAAUUCCAACAGCGACAGCGGUAGCAAUGGAUUUGCUGGACCCAAUACCCCAGACGGAGAGAUUGGUGCAGACCCCAAUAAGGAUUACAAUUCUAUGACUAAGUCAGAAAAGAUGUCGCACUCUAUGAAAGCUCGAUGGGCAUCCGGCUCAAUGAAUACGGCCGUGGCCAAGCGUCGCGCAACGCUUGCUGCGAAGAAGCAGAGCGCGAAACCGCCUACGGGAGGUAACUCUACGGCGUGCAACCAAGGAGGAACGCCGACCUCCCGAUCUACUCCAGGCGGCGACGAGGAUGACGAUCCUGCUGCCCUAAGGCAGUAG